AAGAAGUUUCUAGGAGAACCACUCUAAUAAUAUGUUUAUUUUUUAUGUUCUCAUAUUACGUAUCACACCUCUGGUAGAUUUUCUUCAACUUUUAAUUAAUUAAUUAUGUUUGUUUGCCCUAUCUCUCCUUUGUCUCAGUAUAAAUUGAAUGAAUGCAAGUGUAUUACAAACCCAUCGCAUAACUUUCUUUACCCUUAAGGCUUCUUCUUCUUUGCAGCUACUACCAUAGUAACCCAAACAAAAAGAAAAUCUUAUAUAUAUAUAUAUAUAUAUAUUAAUCUAUCAGCGAUUAAAGCAAAGGGAGGAAGUUAUCAGAAGAAGAGAAAAUGGGAGUGGAAGGAAGCAUAGAAUACAUAUCUGAAUUGUUAAGCAGUAUGAAAAAAAAGAAGAAGAAGAAGAAGCAGAUACAAACUGUAGCACUCAAAAUCAGGAUGGACUGCGAAGGCUGCGCACGGAAGGUCAAGAGUGUUCUGUCUGGAGUUAAAGGAGCUAAAACAGUGGAAGUGGAUUUGAAGCAGCAGAAGGCAGUGGUGACAGGUUACGUAGAGGCAAAGAAAGUGUUGAAGGCGGCACAGUCGACGAAGAAGAAGGUGGAGCUGUGGCCGUACGUGCCCUACACUCUGGUAUCAAACCCUUACGUUUCUCAAGCUUAUGAUAAGAAGGCUCCUCCUAAUCAUGUUAGGAAGGUGGCCGACACCGCCGCCAUAACCGAGACCACCGUCGAUGAUCGUUACACUAAUAUCUUCAGCGAUGAAAAUCCAAAUGCUUGUUCUAUCAUGUAAAUUAAAUAUUUCUUAAUUAAUCAAGCUUUUUAAUGUUUAAUUAUUUUAUUACUAUUAGUACUUUUGGUCAAUUUUGUAACAUAUAUAUAUAUGUAUGUAUGUAUGUAUGUAUAAUAAAGGUAGAUAUUAAUGGGGCUCUGAUGCUAUUAUGUAACCUAUCGU
Molecule: messenger RNA, 944 nt
Organism: Carica papaya (papaya)
Lineage: Eukaryota; Viridiplantae; Streptophyta; Magnoliopsida; Brassicales; Caricaceae
Product: Heavy metal transport/detoxification superfamily protein
Molecular function (GO): metal ion binding
Source: RefSeq, a predicted model, not a curated record